AUUGUCACAAACGUUUUAGGUGUAUGUAGUCGAGACCUAAAGUUUGUUUUCGUCUUGUCUGGUUGGGAAGGGUCGGCCACUGACUCUAGGAUCUUGGCGAAUGCCAUUUCAAGACCCGAUGGUUUGAAAGUCUCCCGUGGACAUUACUACUUUGUGGAUGCCGGAUACCAAAAUUCCGAGGGUUUUCUAGCACCGUACCGCGGGCAACGAUAUCACAUUAACAUUUGGAGGCAAGGUCACAUGCCAACUACGAAAGAGGAGUACUUCAACAUGAAGCACUCCGCUGCUAGGAAUGUGAUUGAGAGAAGCUUUGGUGUCUUGAAGAUGCGGUUUGCAAUAUUGAGGUCUCACUCGUAUUACCCCAUUAGGACUCAAACACGUAUCGUCACAGCAUGUUGCCUUCUCCAUAACCUCAUCAAAAGAGAGAUGCCCAAUGAUCCCAUUGAGAACGAGUACACAGCAUGGGAACGUGAUCACAUACACGAUGUCGAGCUAGAUGAUCACAUCACUACCAUAGAGACUUCCAAUCAAUGGACCGGGGAGAGGGAUGCAUUGGCUACAGCCAUGUACAACCAUUGGCUAGGAACUGGUGGGGGACAAGAGGUUUUCCCACCAUGA
This is a messenger RNA of Rhododendron vialii, 618 nucleotides long. RefSeq names its product protein ALP1-like. NCBI's taxonomy places the organism in Eukaryota, Viridiplantae, Streptophyta, Magnoliopsida, Ericales, Ericaceae. The record is from RefSeq and is a predicted model, not a curated record. The annotation marks the transcript as partial. The transcript has 2 exons.